Molecule: messenger RNA, 1612 nt
Organism: Galeopterus variegatus (Sunda flying lemur)
Lineage: Eukaryota; Metazoa; Chordata; Mammalia; Dermoptera; Cynocephalidae
Gene: WDFY2
Product: WD repeat and FYVE domain containing 2
Exons: 12
Coding region: 181-1383 (400 amino acids)
Molecular function (GO): metal ion binding; protein binding
Source: RefSeq, a predicted model, not a curated record
GAAGCCGGGAGCGCCGAGUCGUUCCCAAAAGAGGCGGCCAGGCUAUGAUCGCCGGUCUCCGGCGUCCCGCUCCCGUCAGCCAGCGUUCCCGUCUCAGCCUGUGCCCGUGCCCGAGCCGUCUCCCCAGCCCGGCCCCGCGGCGCGGCUGGCUUCGGCGCCCCUGGCGCGCCCCCUCCUCCGAUGGCGGCGGAGAUUCAGCCCAAGCCGCUGACCCGCAAGCCGAUCCUCCUGCAGCGGGUCGAGGGGUCUCAGGAGGUGGUGAAUAUGGCGGUGAUUGUGCCCAAGGAGGAGGGCGUCAUCAGCGUCUCGGAGGACAGGACAGUUCGUGUUUGGUUAAAGAGAGACAGUGGACAGUAUUGGCCAAGCAUAUACCAUGUAAUGCCUUCUCCAUGUUCAUGCAUGUCUUUUAAUCCGGAAACAAGAAGACUGUCCAUAGGUCUAGACAAUGGUACAAUCUCAGAGUUUAUUUUGUCAGAAGAUUAUAACAAGAUGACUCCUGUGAAAAACUAUCAAGCGCAUCAGAGCAGAGUGACGAUGAUCCUGUUUGUCCUGGAGCUGGAGUGGGUGCUGAGCACGGGACAGGACAAGCAAUUUUCUUGGCACUGCUCUGAGAGUGGGCAGCGCCUGGGAGGUUAUCGCAUCAGUGCCGUGGCCUCGGGCCUGCAAUUUGAUGUUGAAACCCGGCAUGUGUUCAUCGGUGACCAGUCAGGCCAAGUAACAAUCCUCAAGCUGGAGCAAGAAAACUGUACCCUGGUCACAACAUUCAGAGGACACACAGGUGGGGUGACUGCUCUCUGCUGGGACCCAGUCCAGCGGGUGUUGUUCUCUGGCAGUUCAGAUCACUCCGUCAUCAUGUGGGACAUCGGUGGGAGAAAAGGAACAGCCAUCGAGCUCCAAGGACACAAUGACAAAGUCCAGGCCCUCUCCUAUGCACAGCACACGCGGCAGCUCAUCUCAUGUGGCGGUGAUGGUGGGAUCGUCGUCUGGAACAUGGACGUGGAGAGGCAGGAGACCCCUGAAUGGUUGGACAGUGAUUCCUGCCAAAAGUGUGAUCAGCCUUUCUUCUGGAACUUCAAGCAAAUGUGGGACAGUAAGAAAAUUGGCCUAAGACAGCACCAUUGCCGCAAGUGCGGGAAGGCGGUCUGCGGCAAGUGCAGCUCCAAGCGCUCCUCCAUACCUCUCAUGGGCUUCGAGUUUGAAGUGAGAGUCUGUGACAGCUGCCACGACGCCAUCACAGACGAAGAACGUGCUCCCACGGCUACCUUCCAUGACACUAAACAUAAUAUUGUGCAUGUACAUUUUGAUGCAACCAGAGGAUGGUUACUGACUUCGGGAACUGACAAGGUUAUUAAGUUGUGGGAUAUGACCCCAGUAGUGUCUUGAGGACUCUCCCAGGAAUCAGAAAGAUAGUAUUUCCUAAAGAAACUAUUAUUCUAAUCCAAAUCAUUACUGGAGAGGGAGGACAGGUAUGUGAGAAGUGAGAGCAAAACUGAAGACCCUGGAGGAACUGCGUAUCACCUACAAGCACAGCAGUGACCUAGAGAAUGGCCACAUGCAAGGGGACUCUUCCAACUUGUUCAUACAAUAUAAAGGAAGAUAUUUUUUUAACAAA